AUGUAUAGGCAUGUCCACGGGAAGAGAGUGCUUGUGGUCACCAAUGAGCGUGUUGCUCCUCUAUACCUUGACAAGACUAUUGAUGCUUUAACUAGAGGAAAUCCCAAUGUGACUGUCGAGAGUGUUAUUUUGCCUGAUGGCGAGAAAUACAAGAACAUGGAUACUCUCAUGAAAGUCUUUGACAAGGCCAUUGAGUCUCGCCUUGAUAGACGAUGUACAUUUGUUGCCCUUGGAGGUGGUGUGAUCGGCGAUAUGUGUGGGUAUGCUGCUGCCUCUUACCUGCGUGGUGUUAAUUUCAUCCAAAUUCCUACCACUGUUAUGGCACAGGUUGAUUCUUCUGUGGGUGGCAAAACAGGCAUAAAUCAUCGUCUUGGAAAGAAUUUGAUUGGUGCAUUCUACCAACCACAGUGUGUGCUAGUAGACACUGACACGUUGAACACAUUGCCAGAUAGGGAGAUGGCGUCAGGCCUAGCUGAAGUUAUCAAGUACGGGCUUAUCAGGGAUGCCGAGUUCUUUGAAUGGCAGGAGAAUAACAUUGAGGCGUUGCUGGCAAGGGAUCCAGCGGCAUUAGCCUUUGCUAUAAAACGAUCAUGUGAAAACAAGGCUGACGUUGUGUCACAAGAUGAGAAAGAAAGCGGCUUGCGAGCAACCCUGAAUUUGGGUCAUACAUUUGGCCAUGCCAUAGAAACUGGUUUUGGUUAUGGAGAGUGGCUCCAUGGAGAAGCUGUUGCAGCUGGCACGGUAAUGGCAGUGGACAUGUCAUAUCGUCUUGGUUGGAUCGAUGAAUCAAUCGUUAAGAGAGUGAACAAGAUCCUAGAACGGGCGAAAUUGCCUACAACACCGCCAAAGAGCAUGACUGUCAGCAUGUUCAAGUCCAUAAUGGCGGUGGACAAGAAAGUGGCAGACGGACUGCUGAGGCUCAUUCUUCUCAAAGGCCCGCUGGGAAACUGCGUUUUCACGGGAGAUUAUGACCGGGAGGCGUUGGAUGCCACGCUCCGUGCAUUCUCCAAAUCCUGAACAUUUCUUAUUUGUGAUGAUUUUGGUGUUAUUUUGUUCACAUACACGCAUAUGUAAUCAUGUAUACCAACAACCUUGUAACUAGCUUUGUGGAAUGUGACAAUAAUGAGCUUUUUAAAAAAGUUACCACCCUGUAAGCUUAAGUGUUUCAA
Camelina sativa (false flax) is the source of this 1169-nucleotide messenger RNA. NCBI's taxonomy places the organism in Eukaryota, Viridiplantae, Streptophyta, Magnoliopsida, Brassicales, Brassicaceae. The record is from RefSeq and is a predicted model, not a curated record.